This is a messenger RNA of Orussus abietinus, 1081 nucleotides long. RefSeq names its product box C/D snoRNA protein 1. Gene Ontology annotation, biological process: snoRNA localization; maturation of LSU-rRNA from tricistronic rRNA transcript (SSU-rRNA, 5.8S rRNA, LSU-rRNA); box C/D snoRNP assembly. Bases 30 to 1067 code for a protein of 345 amino acids. Gene Ontology annotation, cellular component: pre-snoRNP complex; nucleus. Lineage: Eukaryota; Metazoa; Arthropoda; Insecta; Hymenoptera; Orussidae. The transcript has 7 exons. The record is from RefSeq and is a predicted model, not a curated record.
AGAUGACAUCUCUGGUGGUUGUCUAAAAGAUGGCGACGCCCACGGUCAAAUUGGAAAAAUGCGAAGUUUGUGCUUCAAAUAAAGCAAAAUAUACGUGUCCGAAAUGUGAGGUUAGAACGUGCUGCCUCACGUGUCUUAACGUUCAUAAAAAGGAACUUGAAUGUAAUGGCAUUAGAGACAAAACAAAAUUUAUACCUCUACAUUCGUUUACUGAUCUUGAUUUACUUAGCGAUUACCGUCUGCUAGAAGAGAUUGGAAGAUCAGUAGAUAAAUUACACAGAGACCCAACAAAAAGGUACACGAGACAAGCUGUUCUACCUGUGCAUUUACAUCGGUUAAAAGUGGCAUUAUGUAAACGAGGUACACGAUUAGAAAUACUACCUCAACAUUUUAGUCGACAUAAAGAAAAUACAACGUUUUUGAACUGGAAAACUAGAGAACUAUUUUGGCGAUUACAAUGGAUUUUUCCCCAAGCAGAAAACAUUAACUGGUCAAAUCAUAGAGUAUCAGAAAAUGAGAGACUAGCAAGUGCAUUAGAAAAAGUACUGGAACCUAUCAGCGAAUCAAAUAUUGUAAACAAUGAAGAGCCUAAUGUUAAGGCAAUACUUUUUGAUAAAUUGCAAUAUUAUAGAGCAGCAGGAAUAGGACAUAUAAAGGUAUUAUUAAAAGCUGAAAAAUUGGAAAGGUCGGAUUCUAGGUUUUAUGAAUUAGAUAUGACGUUGACGUUUAAAGAUAAUUUUAAAGGGAAAACAAUAAUUGAAUAUCCAACCUUGUAUGUGAUUUUAUGGGAUCACAGGAACAUGUAUGAAAUUGUGGAUACUGAUGACGAAGAGGUAAAGACUGAAGAGGAGAGUGACAAGGUUGUAAGAAAUAAAAGAAAAAGGAAAGACAUACGUAGUUGUAUCAAUGAUAGGAAAAAAGAAAAUCCAAUCAAUUAUUUUUUUAACACCGAUUUCACGGAUUCAGAAACUGAAGAUACAAAUGAGAGUGAAGAGAGGAACAGAAAGCAUUCAAGACAAAAUCUAAGUAUACCAGACUAUAAUACAUUGGUAACAAUGAAGAAAUAAUAAUAUGCCAAAUA